AUGCAAACAGACAAGAGGAGUGGAUUUUACUGUUUAGAGGGCACCUCUCGGAGGCCAAGCUCUCAGUUUCUGUGCCCACAAGGCUAUUACUGUGAGGAGGGCACGGGUGUGCCGCACGGGUCACCUUGCCCUGCUGGAACCGCAGGAGGACAACUGGGUCAGACAAGUAGGGCAGCUUGCAAGAGGUGUGCAGAGGGUCGCUACUGUCCCUCAGGUUCUGCAGGUCCUGGUUUGCUUUGUGCCCGUGGGAGGUACUGCCCAGCAGGAACGCUUAGUGAGAUCUUAUGCCCACAAGGGACCUUCACCCCACAUCAGGGGGCGCUGAGUGUAAAGGACUGUUUAAAGUGUCCACCAGGCUUCUAUUGUCCAGAGGGAACAAGUGACCCUAUGCCUUGUCAGCCAGGCACCUUUAACCCUCUGGAGGGGCAGGAUGCUCUGGCAGACUGCAGGCCUUGCUACCCGGGCAAAGCAUGCACACGAGUUGCACUGAAGUUUCCUGAUGUGGACUGUAUGCCAGGGUUUGUGUGUCCACCAGGUUCUGCCAGACCAAACGACCCAUCCAACGCGUGUCCUCCCGGUACCCUUAGUAACCGCACAGACCUCACUGACCUCUCCCAGUGCCAGCGGUGUCCUGCUCGUUUUGCCUGUUUUAGAGGCACUGGUGGUGUCCAGAGGCCUCCACUCUUUUGCUUUCCUGGGCAUUACUGUCCUGCGGGCACUAUGUUCCCCACUCAGCACAAGUGUCCCGCUGGUACCUGGAAUGAUCAAAGUGGACUGGAGUCGGAGCGCGAGUGCCGGCCGUGCCCAAGAGGCUGGUACUGUUUAGCAGGAGUGGGCGCUCCCUCUGGAAGAUGCCACUCUGGACACUACUGCCCUGAAGGUACAUUAUAUGGCUCACAGCACCCAUGCCCUCCAGGUACCUACAGCACAAAGAUAGGUAAUGGUGGAAAAGAGGACUGUCAGGUCUGUCCAGAAGGCUAUUACUGUAAAGAGGGUACAUCCAAACCCACUUCCUGUCCACCGGCAACAUUUCGUCAGAUAAAAGGGGGACGGAGAGCAGAAGAUUGUUCUGUGUGUCCUGCCGGCUACUUCUGUCCUCAUCCGGCCACAAUCAGCCCAAAAGUCUGUGGAACAGGAAGUUAUUCUGAUGAGGGAUCAGAGGAGUGUCUGCCAUGUUUGCCAGGUCACUACUGCAGCGAUGAGACCACCAGUGAGGAGGCCAUGCUCAGAUUAAUGGUUUGCCCUCCGGGUUUCCUCUGCUCAAAGGGCAUGGAUCGAGAACCGCAGCGCUCAGCGGUAUUCUGCCCAAUAGGCUUUUACUGUCCCGGUGGAAGUGUUGAUCCUAAUCCUGUUCCGUGCCCCAAAGGGACCUACAGUCAACAGCCAGGUCUACGUGACCCUUCAGACUGCACAAAGUGUCCAGAGGGAAAAUACUGCUACACAGAGAAUCCCCAGGAAGAGCCCAUUAUUGAACCAACAGGAAACUGUCCUGAUGGAUACUUCUGUCCUCUUGGUACCGGACAUCCAAACUCGUUUCCUUGCCAGUCAGGUUUCUUCAGGAAUGACUCGUAUGGCCAUGGAGGAGAAGCUUGUGUGGAAUGUCCUCCUGGUCACUACUGUCCUACUCUGGCCACACACACUCCUAUAGUCUGUCCACAGGGUUUCUACUGUAUUGAGGGAAGCUCAGUCCCAGAGCCAUGUGAAGAGGGCACGUAUGGUUCCCGGCCAGCCCUGACUAAAGCAUCACAGUGUACCCUAUGUAGUGGGGGGAAAUACUGCACAGGUCUGGGCAAAUCUGAGCCCACGGGGGACUGUGAAGGAGGAUUCUAUUGUAGACAGGGAUCUAGAAGUCCAAUUCCUCCUGAUGGCCGUAAAGGAGGUGUGUGUCCUGCUGGAAGUUUCUGCCCACCGGGAUCAGUUCACCCACAGCCGUGCCCUUCAGGAACAUACAGUAACAGCACGGGUCUCCAACAUGCAGAGCAGUGUGUCCGCUGUCCUCCAGGUUAUUAUUGUUUAGGAACAAACUCUACAUCCCCUUCUGGUCCGUGCUCUGCGGGGUAUUACUGCAGUGGAGGUUCAGCCACACCAGUCCAACAUGAAGCUGAGGAGGGGCACUACUCUUUGGAAGGAGCUGUGAGGGCUGAACCGUGCCCACUGGGAACAUUCCAACCAGGAAGAGGCUACAACUCCUGUAUCGAGUGCCAAUCAGGAAGACUCUGCAACAGGACAGGCCUAUCCCAGCAGCCCCUGUGCCCACCUGGACACUUCUGCCCUGCUGGCUCCUUAAUUGCUCACCCAUGCCCCCCUGGUACAUACACUGCAAGUUCAGGAGCGGAGGAUCUGCAGCAUUGCGGCCCAUGUGAUGCUGGUCAGUACUGCCACUCUCCUGGACUAACUGCUCCUCAGGGACCCUGUGAGCCUGGUUUUUACUGCACUGGCGGAUCCCACAUUGCCGCUCCGAUUAGCUCCAGAUAUGGUGACAUAUGCCCCAUGGGUUAUUACUGUCCAGCAGGCACCAGACACCCUCAUGAGUACCCCUGUCCUCCUGGAACCUGGAGCAAUGCACUGGGGUCCCAGACUGUGUCGUCCUGUUGGCUCUGCCCUGCUGGAUUCUUCUGUAACAGCUCUGGCCUCAUUCAGCCCACUGGAAUAUGUGCUCCAGGGUUUUAUUGUGCAGGUGGUGCUAAAACGGCCAUGCCUGACGAUGGGGUAACAGGAAACAGGUGUCCAGCACGGUAUUACUGUCCACAGGGUUGCACAUCCCCUCUACACUGCCCUGAUGGAACGCAUUCAAAUACCACAGGUGCUGCAGAAUGCAGUGACUGUCCCACUGGAUGGCUGUGUCUGGAGGGGGAGGAGCUCCAGUUGUGUCCAGAAGGACAUUACUGUCUGGGGGGCACAGUGGAGGACAUCCUCCCUUGCCCUCCAGGCACAUACAGCCCCAAAGCAGGACAAAGCCAAGUAGAGCAGUGUUUACUGUGCUCAGCUGGAAUGUAUUGUGAAGACUGGGGACUAGUUGAACCUACUGGUCCCUGCCAGGCUGGGUAUUUUUGCCUUGCAGGCAUAAACUUCAAGAAUCCCGAUGCAAAUAUUAGCACAGGGGUGGGUGGGCCAUGUCCUGUGGGUCAUUACUGUCCUGAGGGCACCAGCCUUCCUUUACCCUGCCCGCUUGGCACCUUUUCAAACAGUCUUUAUGUUAGUAAGAAAUCAGGGUGCACUGUUUGUCCUGCUGGGCAGUUUUGCGGUUCGGUGGGCCUGAGUAGACCAUCUGGACCCUGCCGAGAGGGGUUCUACUGCCCUGCCGGGGCAUCGUCAUCCACUGGUUCUGAUUCUGAAGGUGGUCUCUGUCCUCAAGCGCACUUCUGCCCCACUGGCAGUGCCGUGCCUGUUCCCUGCCCUGCGGGCACUUAUACCAAUCUGACAGGACAGAUUAAGUGCAGUCCCUGUCACGCUGGAUACUACUGCCCAGAGAGUACCAGCAAAUACACUCUGUACCCCUGUCCUCCUGGAUUCUACUGCCCUGAUGGAACAAAACAUGCCACCCAGUUCCCCUGCCCACGAGGCUAUUACAACCCUGAGCCGAUGACCCACAGCCUGGACAGCUGCUUGCCCUGUCCUCCAGGCCACUACUGUGAGAAAGAGCGCCUGUCCGCUGUGUCAGGGAAAUGUAAAGCUGGAUGGUUCUGUGUAUCUGCUGCCUGGAACGCUCAGCCCUUUGACCUGGACAACUACACUAAUGCUAACUGCCUUUGCCCUGCUUCCUCCACCGGGGGCAGAUGCCAGGAGGGGUUUUACUGUCCAUCAGGGACCUCUGAGCCUCUAUCUUGCCCUCCAGGAGCUUUCUGCAAUGCAACCGGUCUAGCCCUGCCGAGUGGACCGUGCUCUCCUGGGUAUUACUGCACGAGAGAAGCCACUUCCUCCAGGCCUAUAGAUGGCAUUACAGGCAACAUCUGCCCUCCAGGGACUUACUGUGAUGAGGGCUCCAGUGCACCACAGCCAUGUCCAGCGGGGACUUUCUCCCCGACAGCGGGCCUUGUGAGCAAGGACGAGUGUCAGUCCUGUAGAGCGGGAUACUACUGUGCUACCAUGGGCCUUCAGGCUCCUACUGCUCCCUGCAGGCAGGGUUACUGGUGCCCGCCUGGUCAGACAGAUGACCUAGCUCUGCCGUGUCUGGUCGGUCAUUACUGUCCCCCAGGAAGCCCUGUCCCAAUUUUUUGUCCCACUGGGACCUAUCAGGACAAGCAGAAGCAGGCAAACUGUACAAUCUGUGAAUCAGGUUUUUAUUGCGAUGCGACAUUUGGGGCUGCAAAUAUAUCUGUCCUGCAGCCUUGUCCAAAGGGACAUUACUGUCCUGAAGGAACUGGUAUUGCCAAACAAUUUCCAUGCCCUGCCGGCACCUAUAACCCCCGUGAGCUCAUGGACAGCCAUAGUGACUGUCUGUUGUGUCCGUCAGGACAUUACUGUCCAGAUGUUGGACUUGAAGAACCUCUAGGACUGUGUUUGGCUGGUUUUUGGUGCAGAGAGGGCUCCCGUUCACCCAGUCCUGUGGAUGGUUCUACAGGGGCCGCAUGCCCAGCUGGUCACUACUGUCCUAAAGGCACUGCCAUUCCUAUGCCCUGUCCGGUGGGAACGUGGUCUAAUAGUACAGGACUAAGGAGUGCUGCGGAGUGCCAGUCAUGCCCUGGAGGGUUUUACUGUGCCUCUACCGGUCUAAAUGAACCUAGUGGACUCUGCUCUGCUGGGUUUUAUUGUGCUGAGAAAGCUGAGACUCCCACUCCUACUGAUGGGGUCUCUGGCCACAUCUGUCCAGAGGGACAUUACUGUCCUCCAGGAACCACCCAGCCUGUUCCAUGUGAUCCUGGGACUUUUGUAACUGUCACUCAAGCCUCUCAGUGCUGGCCCUGCACAGCUGGCUGGUACUGUGCGGAUGGAGCCCGGCAGCUGUGCCCAGCUGGUUUCUAUUGUCCUGAAGGUACAGGGUAUGACUGGAGACCUUGUCCAGCAGGGACAUACAGUCCUGACUCAGGUUUGAGUGUCUUCUCUGAGUGUAGGGAAUGUGAUGGAGGACACUACUGCUCUCUUCAGAACUCCACCUCUGUCACAGGACAAUGCUCUGAGGGAUAUUACUGCGUGUAUGGGAACAUCUCACCUCAGCCUCACACGAGGUCUGCAGGAGCUGGAGGACCUUGUCCUGCGGGUCACUAUUGCCCACAAGGCACCACUCAACCUCAGCCUUGUCCAGAGGGUACUUUCAGUAACAAAACCAGACUGGUCAAAGUGGAAGAGUGUUUGUCAUGUUCUGCUGGUCAUUAUUGUGACAUAUCUGGGCUGACUUCACCCAGCGGAGAAUGCUGGGAAGGUUUUUACUGCAAACAGGGAGCCAUACUCCCCAACAGCCCAAUCAACGAUCACAGAGGAGGACCGUGUCCGACAGGCUAUUUUUGCUCUAGAGGCUCCAGUGCUCCUCAAGCCUGUCCAGAAGGAUCAAUCAGCAGUAGAGAGAGACAGGACAGCUGCAGCCCAUGUCCCCAAGGUUACUACUGUCCUGCCAAUGGUUCCUCUUUUGAGCGCAUUGAAUGCCCAGUAGGCCAUUAUUGCCCUACGGGCAGCCAUCUACAAAAUCAGCACCCCUGUCCUUCAGGGACUAUUAAUCCACAUACAAGGAUGACCAGCCAUGAAGACUGUUUACCCUGCCCUCCAGGUUUCUUCUGCGAGUCUCCUGGACAGAGUGCUGUGUCUGGACCGUGUGCAGCUGGACACUUUUGUCUCUCAGGAGCCGCGUCCCCCACACCCGUGGAUGGAGGGACAGGUGGUAAAUGUCCUCAAGGACACUACUGUCCCGUAGGGUCCUCAUCCCCUGAGCCUUGUCCACUAGGCCGCUUUAGCAACAGCAGCCGGAACACUAAGCUGUCUGACUGUCUGCUCUGCCCUCCAGGAUCUGCUUGUUCCAGUAGGGGUCUCUCCUCCCCUUCUCAUGUGUGCCAGAUAGGCUUCUACUGCCCACAGGGUCAAAAUUCCAGCCAGCCUGCCAACUACAUCUGCUCACCUGGACAUAUGUGUCCACCUGGCAGCCCUGCUCAGAUCCCCUGCCCCCUUGGGACUUUCCAGAACCUCCAAGGGCAGGCAGAAUGUUCUGUGUGUCCGGCUGGAUAUUUUUGUGCUGGUUCAGACACAGUAACAGAAGGAACCUCCAUACCUGUGCCAUGUCCUAGGGGGUAUUACUGCCCUCCAGGCUCAGAGUCCGGAGUGAGUUUCUCCUGCCCUUUGGGCACUUUUAAUGGUCAGUUAGGCCUGUCGAGCAAGGAUCAGUGUGUCCCCUGCCCUCCUGGUAAAUACUGCAGCUCCUCUGGCCUGCACACCCCUACAGGCAACUGUUCUCCAGGUUAUGUGUGUAUCCAGGGUGCCUCGCUCUCACAGCCAGUUGGAGAUUCCACGGGAGGAAGAUGCACAGCUGGCUUCUAUUGCCCACCGGGUGCCAGCCGUAUGGAGCCCUGUCCUCUGGGAACUUUUGGCUCAUUAGAAGGAGCAGAAUCUGUAGAGAUGUGUCAGUCGUGCACACCAGGACAAUACUGUGCAGAACCAGGGCUGAGUUCACCCUCUGGGCCCUGUAGUCCGGGAUACUUCUGUUUUCAAGGAUCACACACCCCUACGCCUCAGUACUACAACAACACAGAUGGUGAAUCUGGGGCUCGUACAGUGGAGGAUGUCUAUUCUCAGAUUCAUUUCAUUGGGGAUGUCUGUCCUGCAGGGCACUACUGCCCGUUUGGCAGUGCACGACCAGAACCCUGCCCUCCAGGUUCAUUCCUGGGCCAGCGUGGCGGUGUGUCUGAGACAGAGUGUCAUCCAUGCACCCCUGGAUUCUACUGUCCAGACUGGGGCCAGAGCUCUGCAGAGCUCCGCUGUCCUGAGGGCAACUUCUGUCCGGCAGGUUCUAUAACAGGACAUCAACCUGACCGCCAGUGUCCGUCUGGUCACUCAUGUCCGUAUGGCAGCGUCAAGCCUGCCAUCUGUUCGCCUGGUACUUAUCAGCCUCUGCCAUCUCAACCUUCCUGUCAGCUAUGCCCACCAGGUUUUUACUGUUUGGAGGGUUGCACCACCCCACUUCCCUGCCCUCCGGGCACUGCGAGUAUGAUUGAGGGGUUGCAAUCUCAGCUGGAUUGCUCUCCAUGUCCUCCUGGAUUCUACUGUAACACCAGUGCACUAAUCAGCCCCUCUGGACCCUGCUCCGCAGGUCAUUUCUGCUCAUCUGGAGCCACAGAGUCUGCCCCAGUCUCUCAGAUGUAUGGAGAUAUAUGUCCGGCAGGAUAUUACUGCCCCGAGCAGAGCAGUGCUCCUUUACCCUGUCCUGUCGGUUAUAUUCUCCAGGACAAAGGGGCCACCUCCUCUAAUGACUGCUCCCCUUGCCCUCCAAGCAGAUAUUGCAUUGCACCAGGCUCCUCUCAGCCCUCAGGGUUUUGUGCUCCAGGUCACUAUUGCAUUGGAGGUGCAGAUACUGCUGCACCUCAGGCAACACUCUCUCAGCAGACCUGUUUUUGUGACCUCAUAUCUUCAUCCCACCUCCAAAAGUAUGAUCUUUGCCUUCUGAAUCACAACAUAACCUGUUCAGCUCACAUUCCAGGAGAUGGUGGCGGAGUCUGGACUGACCUGGAUCCCAGACCUCUAUUCAAUUUAUCCGAGUCUGAUGGUUAUUCAGAAUCACGUCUACAAAUCACAGAAUCAUGUACUGGCUUCAAAGGGGACCUGUGUCCUACAGGGUCUUAUUGCCCAGUGGGUUCGUCUCUUCCCCAGCCCUGUGAUUCAGGCUCUUAUUGCAAUCAGACUGGCUUGCACACUCCUGUAGGCCUUUGUUUUCCUGGAUUCUUCUGCCCCACAGGCUCCUCAAAUCCCAGUGAUGUGCUUUGUCCUCCUGGACACUACUGUCCCCGUGGCACACCACUACCCCUGCCCUGUCCACAAGGCACAAUGAGGAGCUCUGCUGGAGCAUCCGGUGCACAAGAUUGUCUCGAAUGUCCACCGGGAUAUUUCUGUGAGCGAAGAGGCCUAACUGAGCCCUCUGGUCUGUGCUCUGAGGGCUAUUACUGCCCUGGAGGACAGAACACAUCCAGACCACCAGAGUACGUGUGUGGCGCAGGCCACUUCUGUGAAACGGGCAGCAUCAUGGAGAGGCCAUGUUUCCCAGGUAGCUUUCAGCCCAGUCAAGGCCAGCAUAGAUGUGAACUGUGCCCUGUCCGCUUUUUCUGUCCUGAGAACGGUAUGACACACCCAUUCCCAUGUCAGCCUGGAUUUUAUUGUCCAAUUGGGGCAUCUAGUCAACAUCCAUGUCCUGCAGGGAGUUAUGGGAACCACUUUGGAUUGGCUGAAUCUUCUGAAUGCUCUCAUUGUGACCCUGGGACCUAUUGUAUAGGGUCAGGAAAUGUUUCACCAACUGGCCCUUGCAGUGCUGGAUUCUUGUGUUUUGGAGGAGCCAUCACUCCUUCCCCAAAUGAUAAUGAGACUGGAAUACCAUGUCCACCUGGAUCUUAUUGUCCAGCUGGAAGUUUUGCUGGAAUACCUUGUCCCAAGGGCACAUUUAGCAAUCUGCAUCAACUGUCCAACAUAAGUCAGUGCCAAAACUGUACACCAGGGUUUUAUUGCUCAGAACCAAGACUGACCGCAGUCAGUGGACCCUGCUUGUCAGGGUUUUACUGCAGUGAGGGAUCUCCGACCGCAGCUCCUCUGUCAUCCGUUUAUGGUGAUAUUUGCCCUCCAGGUCACUAUUGUGAGAUUGGUAGCGCUGUGCCAACUCCCUGUCCAGUGGGCAGCCAGCGCUCUGAUAGUGGGGGAAAGGGCACAGAUGAUUGCAUGCCUUGCCCUGGAGGUCAGUUUCAGGAUCAGAGAGGGCAGAGCCAGUGUAAACCCUGUCCUCCUGGUUUCCACUGCAUCAACCUCACAAAUGGCUCUAUGGGGGUCAGCACUCCUUUGGUCUGUCCUGAAGGCUUUUACUGCCCCAAUGAGACUCAGCCUGGAAACCCAGUUCCAUGUCCCAAAGGCACAUACAGUGAUUCUCUAGGCCUCAUUUCAGCAGAGCAGUGCCUGGUGUGCCCUAUGGGCUAUUUCUGCGGUUCAGAUGGUCUCUCCGAGCCCUCGGGGCCCUGUGCCCCUGGAUUCCUCUGUUUUGCGCAAGCAACAGUUCCCAACCCCACUGAUAACAGCACUGGUACUAUGUGUCCACCUGGGGCAUACUGCCUUCUGGGAAUAAGAGCAGGUGAAUGUUCUGCAGGCUACUUCUGUGACUGGGGCUCCAGCAGUCCGGAGCAGAGUCUCUGUCCUGCCGGUUUCUAUUGCCCCGCAGGCACACAAAAGCCCCUGGCCUGCACUGCAGGCACUUUCAGCUUCGUCAUGGGCAACAGCCACAGGGAAAACUGUGAGCCGUGUCCAUUAGGCUACUACUGUCAGGGGGAAGCAGUAUCAGAGCCUCUUCCAUGUCCACUGGGACAUUUCUGCCCCAUGGGCACAUCACAGGGUACUCAGUUCCCCUGCCCUCCAGGAACAGUGCAGCCACAGUCUGGGACAGCCAAUAUGGAGGAUUGUCUACCGUGUCCUGCAGGCAUGUUUUGUGCUCGGCAUGGUCUUUCAGAGCCUACAGGGCGUUGCCAAGAUGGAUAUCACUGCCCUUUGGGUGCCAUGAGCCCUAAUGGCACUGGAGACAUGAUUGAAUCUACAGGCAACAACAUGUGCCCGCCUGGCCAUUAUUGCCCAACUGGUAUCAGCUCUCCUCUCCCCUGCCCCGCCGGAACAUUCUCCAGCUCCCCAGGGUUGAGUGGGGCAGAGCAGUGCCAGCCGUGUCCUCCUGGGUACUUCUGUGAGCAGACUGCUAUGAUCCAUCCAUCAGAAGCAACUCUCUGUGAUGCUGGAUAUGUGUGUAUGAACGGCAGUCGUAGUGCUCGACCAGUAGAUGGACUACAGGGUUAUAUUUGUCCGAGCGGACACAGUUGUCCCAUUGGAGCUCCAUUGGAAGUGCCAUGUGAGCCUGGCACAUACAGCAGUGCUCCUGGUGCAGCCCACUGUCUCUCAUGCCCAGCUGGCACAAUGUGUCCUUCCCCUGGAACACAGGAGCCUUCCCCAUGUCCCAUGGGUCAUUUUUGCCCUGUUGGCACUGCUGCAGCUGUACCCUGCCCUGUGGGCACACUUGGACAGGUUACAAGGGCUCAGUCGGAGGCUGCCUGUGUGCCCUGCCCUACCGGCCUCUACUGCAGUUCACCUGGAACAUCACAACCACAGGGCCAGUGCCAGCAGGGUUAUUUCUGCCAAGGAGGGUCUCCAAAUCCUGCACCUCUGAAUAUGUCUGGCUACCUCCGGAAUGGCCCCUGCCCACUGGGUCACUUUUGCCCUUCUGGAACCCUAAUGCCUCUGCCCUGCCCAGCAGGCAGCAUUCGUAACUUCACCGGAGGUUACUCCAUAGAAAGCUGUCUUCCUUGCCCAGCAGGGCAUUAUUGUGCCAGCGAAGGCCUUAAUGCUCCAACUGGGCCCUGUGCUGCCGGCUUUUACUGUCCCGUAGACUUCUCCUCCACCACCCCACACGCCUUCCUCUGCCCUAAGGGUCAUUACUGUCCCUUGGGUUCACCCCUGGCCUUGCCCUGCCCCACGGGACAGUACCAACCAAAUCCGGGCUCGGAUAACUGCAUCCCCUGCCGACCAGGCUAUUACUGCGAGGAGGCAAUUAUUGGAGACCCCCGGCCUUGCCCACCACAUUCCUACUGCCCUGCAGCCACAAUGGUUCCUCAGCCCUGUCCCAAUGGCACAUACACCCCACCUGAGGUCAGGGGUCUGCAGGAGGAGAGAGAGUGUUUGCCUUGUCCACCAGGAAGGUUCUGCAGGGCUGGACAGGUCAAAGGUCUCUGUGCUGCUGGGUUUGUGUGUAUCUCUGGCAGUUCAGAGUUCACCCCUCAGGCUGCUUUCCUUCUCAACAGAGACCAGUGUGAGUGGGGAGCGCAGUGUGCUGGACCAUGUCCUGCUGGCUUUUAUUGCCCUGAAGGCACUGAGGAACCGUUAUCUUGUCCUGCCAACACUCUAAGAGAAACCCCUGGAGCAAGUGCUAUACGUGACUGUCUGCUUUGUCCUCCAAGGCACUGGUGUAAAGAGGGUGAUCCCAUCCCACGCUUGUGUCCACCAGGCUAUUACUGUGAUGGCAUAGCCGAUUAUGAGUCUGAGGGGAGGCCCGGGCCCAGACAAUGUCCUCUGUUCACAUACAGGCCCACAUCUGGGGCAGGAAGCAAGGGAGACUGUCUCACCUGCCCACCUGGCACUUUUUGUAACUCCACAGGGCUCACUGAUUUCUCAAACUUCCUUUGCCCACCGGGUCAUUGGUGUAGUGGGACAGGUUUCCCAGUGCCCUGCCCUGCAGGCACCAUGAGGGCACAGGCCGGGGCAGCUGCUGUCAGCCAGUGUGAGCUUUGCCCUAUUGGUACCUACUGCCCAGACCCACGUACCACAGGCCAGCCUAAUACAGCAGGCAUCCCAUGCCGAGCUUCUUACGAAUGUCCUGCAGGCUCAGUUACGGAGAUCCUUUGCAGAGCUGGUUCAUAUUGUAGACCCCAGACAGGAGAGCCCACACCGUGUCCUGCAGGAUACUUCUGUCCUGAAGGAUCUCACACCUACAGCUUACCGCAGCAAGUAUGUACAUUUCCAUAUUACUGCCCAGCCAACAGCUCUGCCAUGCUGCUCUGCCCGGACGGUUGGAUGCCGCUGAACACCAGUGGGCUGAGGAAGUCUCGGGAGAGCAGCUGUGUGCUGUGUGGGGCAGGCACCUAUCGGCCUAGUCAGUCCCCUCACCUCCAGUGCCACCUCUGCCCUCCUGGACACCACUGCCCUGCGGGUUCACACCAUUAUAGUGAUCAAACCUGUCCAGUAGGAUACGUUUGUCCACAAGGAAGCUCUGAGCCUAUUCCUUGCCCGCCUGGCUCAUAUGGAAACCGCACCAGUGCACAAUCACUUGAGGAAUGUCACAAAUGCCCACCAGGCACCUUCAAUCACUUACACGCCCAGAGAGCCUGUUUCCCCUGUGGGAGUUCGUCCACCUCAGAUGCAGGGGCGUCCUCUUGCACCUGCAUAGGCAAAAACCGUGCGUUUCAGCACUCAGAUGGGUCAUGCUUGUGUAAGACCGGUUUUGUCUUCUAUGAUCAAUUGGACUUCAAAAGCUCUAUUGCAGACAGUGAACUGGACUGUCAGCCUGAGGUGAAGAAGCGCUGCUGGGCAGGUCAGGUGAGACUGGCCUCUACGCUGGAUUGUGUCAUCCCAUCCACCUACUCCUGUAAUGUUACGUGUGGACCUCAGGGAGGGACGCUGGAUGUAGGAAUGGGCAUUUGUCACUGUGAGAGGUACGUGUCAGCGGAGGAGCUGUGUAACUCUUCAUGCAUGUCCACGCUGCCGGUGCUCUCUGCCAGACUGGAUACAGAGGGACAGUUGCUGCUGAGAAUCAAAACCACAGAUGAAAGCAAAACCUGGAGCAGGAAUAUGAUAAAUGUACUAGGACCUGAUGUUCACGUAAAGAACAUUGGAAGGAUCCACUUUGUCCAGUUUGCUCCUGAUGGAGUGUUUGGUUGGAUUUUAAAAGACCAAGUGCUCAUUGACUCUUUAAUGUCAGAACCAGUUGAAAUUCUGGAGAGAGAUUACAGGAAGAGAAGACAUGCUGAUCAGAAUCAGGUUUCAGCACCUCUUCCACGGAUUCCAAAUCCCAUAGCAUGUCUGUCCCCAAACGACAUGCUCAUCUUUCAGCUCACGAUCAACCACACUGACCGCCACCACAGUCACUUCCCAGUGUACCAGAAGGACCACCUGUUCAGCAGCAACCCUGGUUGGGAUUUUGGUUCCUUCAGACGUUUAGAGCAUCUCGUCAUACACACACAGCUAAAUUCCAGCAGAUUUGCGCAUGUGUUCAUGGAGCCGGGAAAGUAUGUGUUCCUGGAUAACGCAGUGCCGGAGUGGAGUCUGAUAGUAGUCGUGAGUGAGCAGGGCUCUGAGUGCAAGCCCAACACAGCCUUGUUCCAGCCCACGACCCCCGCACAGCUAGUGCGACAUGGGAUUGUCAAACAACACAGCUUAAAUCUGCUUCCAGACUGGGGGCUCAUCACAGGGAUCUUGUCUCUGCUGGUGUUGUUGAUAAUAGUGUUGACAGCCUCUGCUCUUGUCUUGAGGCCUAAUCGGUCCAGCCUCAUCGCUCAAGGGAGGCCAAAGCCCAAGUGGCGCAGCUUGGGUGAACCCAGUGUUCCUAUUGAAUAUGUUUAUAAUACAGACAGUUUGGAUGGCUCUGAGGUUCUAGGUCUGAGAGGGGUGGGAGAGGGAGCAGAAUCAGAGGAACCUGCUCUUUGCAAAGGUUUCAGAACUACACUAAUGGAGCUGGAGGAGUUUAAUGUGAAAACACUUUAUGACAAGUUAGAGGAUCAAAAUUUACAUCUGGCAUCCCAGCUGGCAAAGCAUCGCAAAGACACGCAGGAGUUUUACCGGAACAUGUGCCAGCAAAUUGAUGCUUUGAGGGACACUUUAGAAAAUAUGGAACCCUCAAAACUGAACCAAUUGAAAAAAAUACUAGACAAUGAAGCUCUGAUGAAAAGAGAAACUGCUCAUGAGCCAUGUAUGGGGCUGAUGGAGGCCGUGCUGAGAUCUUUGGAGGGAGUGAUGUGCAGGAUGAAUGGGGAGGUCUGGCAGCAACAGGACAGCACAGCUAUAAACAGCCACAGAGACAUCCGAGAGAGUGAAAUUCCCACCGGAUACAUUCAGUUUUCCCCUGCAGAUAUGUCAGAGUUUAAAGUGGGUGCUGAUACAGAGGCAGCUUCCUCAGAUCCAGGUCAGCAGCAGAGCACCAUCCCCUGUGUGAGUGAAGAGGAACUGGCCAAGUUUGUGUCUCUGACGCCUCUCUCCAAAACACUGCAGGAGAUAAAAGAAUCUCUCCAGACUCUUGCCCAAACGCCCAGGACAGAAGACGUAAUUAUCAGCCCAGCGGAGAGUGAACCAUCGCACCUGAUCCCUGUUGCCCUUGACAACCUUCCCCCCCAGCAUUUCGCCGUCUUCCUGUUUGGCUGCCAUGUUGUGCGUCUCUUGAGCAGAGCUUGUGACUUCCCCCCUGUCAUGCUGCUGUUGGCCAGGACAGUGCCAGUCUCGAACUGUGAUAACCUGCUGGCCUACUGCCAUAAAGACUUCUAUUAUGACACAGCCAAUCAAAUUCUGUACAUCCUAGAGAACAAGCUUCAAAAUGCUGGCCAGUUCAUCUCCAUUCUCUUGCACUCUUUGGCCUACAUAACCUCAGAUUCAAAACCUCUCUACUUCAUAAAAGCCUUCCACUUGGCCGUAUCAGCAUUAAGCAUGCAGUUGUUUCAUCACUCUUUCACUGAAGACCAGAGGAAAGGAAAGAUGGAUGAAGAAAACAAACCAGAGGCCUUUGGAACAUUAGUAGAGAACUUCUUCAGUGUAAAAAUACCUAUUGAGACCCAUUUUGCACAGCACCUGCUGGCAGAAAGACUUCAAGUAUAUAAAUACUUCAAGUUGGAACAGCUCCUCCAGGAACUGAAACCAACUCUGAAAGACAGACAUGGAGAUGGACGAGGGCAAACUGGCCUAAAGACUCAAGUCCCAGGCAACACACAUACGUAGCCCACCGGAGCAGAAAGAGUCCAAGUUUGACAAACCGCUACAGGAGCAGCAGAUAAUGCUGGAGCUGCAGAAGUGUACGGUGCAACAGAGGCUGAAGGAGAUGAGAGACAGACUUUCUAAACUGAGUCCCAAUGAAGACAGAGCAGCUCAGAAAGACAGCCAGACGCCCAGCAAACGCAAACCA
Molecule: messenger RNA, 14809 nt
Organism: Megalobrama amblycephala (Wuchang bream)
Lineage: Eukaryota; Metazoa; Chordata; Actinopteri; Cypriniformes; Xenocyprididae
Product: zonadhesin
Exons: 97
Coding region: 1-14625 (4874 amino acids)
Source: RefSeq, a predicted model, not a curated record